Messenger RNA from Dermacentor andersoni, 9109 nucleotides. RefSeq lists its product as uncharacterized. The record is from RefSeq and is a predicted model, not a curated record. NCBI's taxonomy places the organism in Eukaryota, Metazoa, Arthropoda, Arachnida, Ixodida, Ixodidae.
CGUCCGCGGUGGAAGCGCUCCGGCACCGCAGGAGCUCGGGUCUCGGUCGGCCACCGAGGUUCAGAGCCUGCGCCGAGCGUGCGUGCGCGACACUCGGGUUGAGGCCCGACGCCGCAUGGGGAGCGACUCUUCCCGCUGCUCCCGCGGGCCGCUGACGACGCUGUCCAGGCGCUUCUCUUGUGGUGCGCUUUUCGCGAGCGACAUUUGUGCUCCGCUGUUUUCACCGGCUGCGAGCGACAAAGCGCUGAUACUUUUUUGUGCGACGCCGCCGCCGCUCAGUUGUGCUGCAGUGUGCUGAGGGAGAAAUCCCUUUUGGCGGGCUCUCUGCCGAAUUUGAAUUUGCGCUUCGACUUGGAUACCGGAAGACUGGUGUUACGGACGAAUUUUCCCGCCAAAACGCGGAUACCUCCUUUGAGUGGCCGGUUAUCGCCGUUCGCACCUCUGCUUCGUGGUUCGUGAAAAGGAAAACACAUGUGAUUGCGAAGCUGCGCAACAUACGCGUAUUAAUACCUUUAAACAUCGUUACUGAGGACGUCUGGUUUUGAUGAAUAUAUUUUGCGUGGUGAGGUGAACCUUGCGAAGCCGAAGCCGGAAGGUCGACCCCGUUUCUGCAAGCGCCUGCAAGAGUAGAAGAGGUACUGUCAGUGCUGAGGCAAACGGUGAAAAGCAGUUUGGGGCCACGUGGUGUUGACGUAGGAAUGCUCUAGGAUAAGCUACGGUGGAUACACCGGGUUGGCAAGACCACGGAGGGUUCAAGGUUGUGAGGAAGCUUGGGGAUCCACGGCACAACAAGGCCACCUGUGAAGGAUUUCUAUAAGGAGGUCUCCCCAUGCAGUUCAUGAAGUCUCCGGUCUAGACUCGCAGAACGAUGCGCCUUCAUUUUCUGAGGUCGAAGCAAACGGAUGCUGUGCAAUCAAGAUGCCUCCAGUGCAGCUUUGGAUUUGGCUACGACAACAGCGACUUGCGUAACCUUCGCUAGAACGGCAACAAUGCAAGAGAGCAUCGCAUCAAUCUGCGUGCUGCGUGCUGCUCAGCUUAUUUCGCACCGAGGCUGGUGACGCAGGUGGCGCCACCUCUAGUGCCCUUUCUCGAGAUAAUUUUGCUGUACUGUCAAGCAAUUUUUUUUUAUCUCGUAGACCUUUUCCGACAGUGCAGUUUACUGCCGUCUGACGCUUUAGCCUAAAUUCCGCCACUAACGUCCGGAGGCGCACCUUCAACGACCUGUGCAUUGUCGACGCUCUAAGCAGGAACACUAAAAGGGAUUUCACUCAAAUGAGAUUAGAAUUUCGGAAAGAGCAAAAUUCCACUUUGCGUGCUUUGCUAUAUAAAUUGUAGGCUCCCACAGGAAAACGCUAAGCGAGACACUGAAGCCAAGCUAAGUUCGAGCACUUACGAGAACUUUCGUGCUUGGCUAAGAGUUUGACUGCUGCCACAUCGUGUUUUCUAGAAGUGCUUUCCUUUCUAGCCUAAAAGCAAAUAUUUUCAACUCCAACCAUAGCGGUGGAGAUUUAUUUGUACGUAGGUCCAACGGAACAAAGUGGAUUAGUCGUUGAGAUAUAAGACAAGGCCCUCUCUUGAAAGCGCUGUGUCAGAGCUCCACCGUUCAGCUGGUCGUUUGGUCACAGUAUAACGUGUUUGUCCGAAUGUAGGUGUCACUUAACGCAGUGUCUAAGACCGUAGGUUGAACGGCUACGUUAAUUUGGAAUCCUGACAAAGAAGCAACUCCCUAAUUAUCUUGCGCGUAAGCAUGUUUGAUUUAGUUGAGCUUGGUGAUGUGGCUCUUGCGCUGUCACUUCUCGCGGCCCCGAAACCAAGGACAGCGUCAGUUGCCAAGCUCUGAAUUCGGCGAAGACGUUUUCUGGGAACUUCAGCGCAGCUGCAAGAAGCGCAAGCCAUCACUGCCGGUCCCUACGCGACACGUGGUCGUUCGGCGGUGAUUGUGUUGCGGCGGUGCGUUUGCCUCCAUCGCCCAGCGCUGAACCUGUGUACUAUUUUGUGCGGAGAACACAAAGGCUCUUGCGAGUUUGCGAACAGGCGAAUGCAUCGCUUCGGCCGUAAUGCGAGGCGCAGGCGAGUGCGCCGCCCGCCCGGUGAGCCGUCGCCGCUGAGGCCGUGAUGGAGGCAUGGCGGUCCGCAUAGGCGCCCCGUGUUGGCCAUGCGAGCCGCUCGCAACCGGACUGUCAACGACAUUGGCGGUGGGCUCGAUACGACCGCGACCAGCUCCGUCACCACCACCGUGAUGGCCAGCACCGAGUGGCAGUCGAGUACGAUGCCCACUCCUCCGUUACUGGGGCACGACCUGCGCAUCCCGAGGCCCACAGUGUCCCUGGAUGCCCGGCCCGUGCUGAUCCCCAUUCUGUCGUCGGUGAUCUGCUUCCCGAUCGUGGCUCUGGCUGUGAUCUGUGCGCUGCGCUAUCGGGCGCUGAGGCUGCGACGUAAGGAGCACAUGAGAAGGCUUCGUGGAGGAGGGAUGAGGGCGGCACGCCUGGAGAUCCCGGGCCGUGGGAGCGAGAGGCCUUCCUUCUUCUCGCGUGACUCUUCGUCCGGCGACACCAGCUCCCGGCCCCCCAACAACAUCGAGGAAGACCCGCGAACCACGGGACCCGCUGCCUCGUCUUCGUCAUCUUCAUCGGGAGAGAACUACGAGGACGAGCUGGACUUCGCCAAAGAACUGGCCUCUAGCAAGCGAAAGUCCCUCGCCGGGGGCAGUUCCCGUCGAAGCAGCCGCGUCACUUUUGGCGCCACGGCCGCCAUCUUGCAAGUGCCCGGCAUUCCCAGCCCUCGGUCGGGCUCGCCGCGCUCCGGUUCACCGCGCUCCACGUCUCCUCGCUCGUGUUCACCGCGCUCUGGCUCGGUCAGCUUCUUCGCCGAGCCCAGCUUCAUCCAGGAUGUGGUGAACGACUACGACGACGACGCGGACGACGAGGACGACCUGGAGGCCACCGACUGCGGAGUGCACGCUAGGUAGCCGCGGCGAGGCGGCGGCGACUCGACCGCCGCCUGUUUGGUGGUGCUGCCGCGUUCCGGGUCGUCACGUAUUGGAGUUGCUCUGGCGUCCGGCACCGCGAUGCUAGAGACGCUGCUUUGAGCAUUCCUCUCAGGAUGAGGGCGCCGACUCGCACCGCAAAGAAAUUGAUGUGCGACCACCACUGCACUUAAUGUGCAACGCCAUAAAGACAUUCAGAAACAAUAACCCUGGGGCGAGCGCCAAAUCAUAUAAAAAGUAUGGAAUACAAUCAUAAUCAUUUUAAUCCGCUAGGCAAGACUUCGAGUGCAGUUGAGGUGCCACCCAAGCGGCUCAUUUUACAGGUAAUGAUGUGUUUAUAGCAGUGAUACGCUUGCCUCGUCUGUCUGUUGAAGGAACAGAAGAAAAUGCAAAAAGGUGCCAACCUAAAAUUUAGAGAUAUAAACAGAAUUUCGUCUUUCAAACAGAAGAACCGCAGUAAUUCUUUAAUAAACAAAAUUGCAUUUCAAUGUUUGGAAACAUCUGUGUAACUGGCAGUGGACUCACAAGUAGUUUAGGGUGCAAUUUUCGGUUGCUAAAUGUUAAGUACGACUUAAGGAUACGGGAAAAAAUAGGAUGGCAUCGCUGUGAGAUGGUAUAGCCAUUUGCACGCGACCGUCAAAUGACGCUUCCUUGGAAGACAUGAGCAGUAAACGAAACAAUCGAUGCUCCACCCCCUCCGGUGUACGAAAAAUUAAAAUCUCAAAUUAACCACAUUGAAAAAGUCACUCAACCUCUCAAAGAAGAACGUUGUAGUCUAGGCAGAAUUCUUUUGUUUUACCUGUGGUGUUGCAAGUACUGCUGUUGGCGUGCAAUAAGGUUGAAAGAACUCUCCUUAUCUGCGUAAGAUUGAAAAUUGAAGAGUACAGAAUCAAUGAAUGCACCUGGCUUCAAGUAUGUACUUGACUACUCUGAUGAAACUGUAAGGCGAUCCACCUAAAGUCAGUCGCAUUUUAAUUCUUGUGUUUUACUGCUAAUGCUGCAGUACGAUUAACUGAAUUUGUUACAAAACAUAGGUUGUUUAAGAAGACGCAAAGCGUGUGCGAGACGGUGCCCUAUUUCCUACAAAAAAGGCACAGGUAAAAUAAAUUGCACUAUCAUAGCAGCAUCACCCGUCGCACGCGAUAUCGUAGGUAAGCAGGGCGAGGUAACGCAGAACUGAAGUCAUAAAGUAGAACUGCAAUUAUACUGAUGAAGGUAUCUAAUGCAAAGGCCUAUGCCUACUGAUCGAUGAGUGUUCCUAUUUACAGCCUACGACAAGCUGGCGCUAAAAUUGCUAGCGUGAAGAAAAUUCUUUUUGGAUAAAAACUUUGGUUACUAUGUGCUCUGUAUGUGAAUUUGCACCUCGUUCUUUAGUGACAGUUAUCCACGCAAACCAAAUUUUCGUCGCAUAAAUCAUACAUCACACACUUAAAAAUAAAUUACAACGUUAAUUGUAGGAUUGACUGUAUUUACAGCGGCUACUAGCAUUAAAUCAUAGGUAUUGGGAGGUGGCAGUUCCGAACUUGCUUUCAGAAAGCACAACAAUAUUCGAAUGCCUCAUAUGCAGUAUUUUUCUUUAUCGGAUUUUUUAUUCUUCUCGAUGCAGCUUAGGAACCUUUCUCACUACGGUGUUUAGGUAUACUGUCCUGCUUAUGCCGGACUCAUAGCAUUCGAUGAAAAUAUUUCGUUUAAUAAAACACAUAAUACGAAUAAGAUUUCAGCAUCGUUUUUUGUGCUACUCAUAGGUUCUGAUGACACAGUAAUACCUGUCGUUUUUCAUUUCGAAAUAACUGAAAUGAUAUGCGCCAUCUCUUCAUUGGGAAAGCGAAAUUCAAUAAGCCCUAUGUAGUCACAGUGCCUUCCAAAAUCGGCUGUAGAUAUAAAACAGCUGCGCUAUAUUUGAUCAGGAGCACAUCACAUACAAGCCCUGAUUUAUUAAAGCUGUGCGACGAUCUAUCCUUGAAAUCGAUAGGAAGUAGGUAAACACGAUUGUUGGCACCUUUGCCACCGGAAAGUACACAAAUGCGAACGCAGAUGACAAAAUAAUGGUCUUGACCAGUUAGUUCAUCGUUGCGAUACUAAGUAAUAGCUCAUGCUUAGAGAGUUGAUAAUAUAAGGCUUUCAUGAAGCAAGCAGUAAUAGUUUCCUUUAGCAAGAUUUAAUACUAUAGGUCUUGUGCGGGACUAGUAUUCCUUUUGCUUCCGAAUAAUAACCAGUUUUAAUGAUCUAAAUUUGGUUUGUUGCAUUAUGCACCUGCCUAGGUACCGUAUGGCAGAGGUGAAUUACACGUCGCAGUUGAAAGCCACCGUGGUUUUUGUGAUGUUUGCAUUCUCUCGGUAUGGUUUGUACUGUGCAGUAAAUAUUAUGCAUUAGUGUGGUUACUCGGGUCAGUUUUUUCAUUAUGCUGUUUGUUCCGUCGUGUCGUGAAGAUGUUGGCGUUUUUUCCAGUGUUCUGUCGGUGCUUGUUAUUACAUCGCCUGUCCAGUGUUCUAUCAUUAAGUUUUCUUUUAAGCUUUGCUUAAUUGCUGUUCGCGAAACACGCUAUACGAAGCUUUUAUAUGAUUAUGUGUUUCUUAAGCACGAUUGUUACUCAUGUAGUGUUUAUGCAUGAAACAGUCUAAUGCGGAGCAUCAUUUGUGGGUUCUUACAUGUGAAUUGCUAGCUUGUGUAACAUUAGUAUUCACUGCUUUAUUACGACCCACUUAUGCCAGACCUCGCUUUAUUUUUGUGUAAUCAGUUAAUGUGAUCGAAAAUUUGUACUGUCCAAGGAGACAAUACGUACUGUUUUAACCCAAUGACCUGUGCAUUACGUGUUUUGUGAGAGCCGUUUUCCGUAAAUGUUUUGCCGUGAUGCUCACCUUCACCAACGUUGAGGCACUGACGCUUGGCUCAUGGUAAGAUAAGUGUAGCUGUGUAAGAGUGUUUCACCUGCAUUCAUGACCCUGUUUGUGCUAGAGUUGUCUGAGGGCGAUUGUUUAGCCAUGGACCGGCGCCCGAACACUGCUCGUGCCUUCCCACUAAGAUUUCCGUCGCUUCAGAAUACAACCCUCGUACUUUAGAGUGGCAGGUCCGGUCCACCACCGCAGAGCCGAAGGCUUUGUGAUAACGCUCCUGUUCCUUGUUGGGAUCACUCACUGUCACGUUAUACGCAAUUACUCAUUGUAGUUCGUGGUGAGACAAGAACAAAGAAAUGCUGUGCUUUGAAAACGCCACGGGAGGACCAAUCCUUGAGAACGUGCUGGCGCGUAGACCUGGUUAUAUUGGCAGAUAGGCCAAGGAACGACGUGUCUACCUUAUUGAAAGGAUAAUGCUACAUGACAGAAUUUUCGAAAUGUAUUAAAUGUUGCCUUGGCUGAUAAAGGAAGCAAUGACUUCACCAUUAAACUCGGCACAAUGCAUUCCCAGCAAGCAGAGCGGUGCGCCUUGAGCUUCAGCAUAUUAUGAAUGAUUUUGUGGAAAGACCACAUAAUUUUUUUCAAAACUAUACAGAUUUACAGUGACAUCACUAAAAGUGGAUGAAAUAUUUGCUGUUUCCAAGGGUGCUUGCGCUGCAAAACUUGAAACUAUAGCAGAGAGAGCAGCUACCCAUUGUCUUGUCAGAGCACAAUAAUUUAAGAAAAUUCAUUUUAUCAAGCAAUAUUUGAGGUAGUGUCAGCUACUUUAGGUAAUCUCAGUUCAGUACACCAAAUAUAUAGAUGAAUAACGACGUGUGUACAUAUGCAUACAACAUAAAUGCAUGCAUCCAAUCGUCGUUACCUGCGUAGGGGAAAUACUUGCGGACCGAUAACACACAGCAUACAGCAUGGAUCUCUGAGGCUGUUGGCGGUCCACUUAAAAUGGAUAUACCAGUGUAUGCAUUAUCACAUGGUUAAAUACCUAGAAAAAAACAAACUUUUGAAAGCGCAAUUUAUUUUACCCAUGAGUUUGUUUCCUACACAACACCGGCAGAGUUUUAAAUCCGAGUAGCAGGUAGUCUGCGGCAAAAAAGAAAGACUGUUAAAAGGAAUUAUUUCAGAGAUGUAUACAGAGCAAGCCAGUUGAGAGGGGGCUGGUACUAUCACGUGAACUGUGUAUAACAAAGCUGCAUUAUUUCGAAGCCCUGCUGCCAACGGCAGCUGCGAGACCGCAAUUAUGCCGGUGGUACUGAUAUCAAGAACAUUGUCGUAAAACAACAAUAACAAUGGAAUUUCUAAAUGGUGACCUCCACGCGAAAAGGUUUUCGUGCGCAAACUCACAUUAGGGUAGAGCUUUAGGUAAAAAAAUAUUCGUGUAUAUUUCAUUAAAAAUACUUUGAAAGGCCAAGCCAUUUGACUAAUUUCCCAGCAGAGCAGCCAUUUCGUAUACGGUCGUUAAUCUGAGGAUUAGAGCAAAUGAUUAUAGGCUUAUAUUAGCUACGUGGACAUAAUUAGAACUUGAGGCAUUCAAUGUCAUCUUUUUGUGAACUGACGACGCAAAAGUUUAAAGUAGCUUACUGCUGAUUAGUGUAUGUAGCGCUAGGAUUAUUUCUCACAUUGACGCGGCAAGGCAUAACGACACGGUGAUCAAGGUCCACAAGCAGAGUAUUGCUCUUUCUCAUCAAUGCUUCAUGAAUUUACAACUGGCAGGAAGCGUUUGUAUGUCAUUGUUAAAUCAAAGCUAUGCAAUCACUUGUCAUAAAUAUACUGACGCUUGAAGGGAUUAGGGCAUUCCCAAAGGUAAUGGUAGUUCAAUUGUUGUUAUUCUUGAACAUCCUUGAUUUUAAGCAAUUUUAUAUGUCUGCCCUGUUAAAACCUGUCACACAGGCUGGGUGGGUUGUCUAUGAAGGUAUGCUGCUCUAUGAAUAAACAUCAAACUUUGGGCUUCAAACAGUCGACCAUGCUCCAUUAGAUUACACGCAAUGAAGGCACACUUAACAUGCUGCUGAACUCCAACAAAGAUGGAAAUUAAAAAAAAAAAAUUGUACAACACGUAUUUUUACGGAACAGCUGUUUUCAGCACUUGCCGACAUUUCGUGUGCGUAGGCAUGGUCACAAUACUGCCCAUCGGAAACGUAGCAAGCGGUAGCGUUGAUACUGAAAGAAAAAGCGUUGUAUAGAGAUACCAACCCAGUAGUUUACGUAAAGGUUUGUGAACUUGUUAUCAAUAAAAUGGCUCAAGUUCUACUUACCACUUAGAGCGCUAACGACGAACGUUGCCAGGAGCCACAACCAACUUCAAGAGCUUUUUCAUUGCUAAAAGGUCUCCUAACUUUACAGUGCGACUUUGUUAUUCCCAUUAGAGUACCCCUUUACAAGUAUGGGUAGAAGUACCUAAAAUACGAAACUUCUAGUGAAUAAAUGUUUCAGCGCGUACGAACUUCAACGGAUCUUUAAAGAAAAGUUCCAGAUAACAUAAAAAUCUAUAUUUUUUAGAUUAUAUCAAGUCUAAGGAACCUAACUAUGCCUUUCAUAAGACAAGAUCGUGUGGUAUAAAUCUAAAACCCACAAAUUGCUGCUGCUUAACUCAUAGAUGUAAAUAUAGUUGUCGUAGUUGCUCCUCUUGUAAGCAAUUAAAAUUGGCGGGCCUACCGUUACCAGUAUUCAGUGCUGUAAUGGUACUAGACGACGAUUAGAUCUCACGACUUAAACAUAUCGCCAUAAAUAUUUGAAAAUUUCUCAAUGCGACGUUGUUCAGAGGUUUCCUUUAUUUCUGCACUAAGCAACGAUAGACUAGGUGGCACCAAAAUUUACGACUUUUUUGAGCGUCACAAGGAUGCAUAUAAAAUAAGUGCACGAGAAAAGUAAGGUUGCGCCUGUUUCUACGCAGAAAGGUAUAGAAAACGAAUGCAAAAGUAAAGGCGCCUGGUUUUUGGUGGGAGUUUUAUGCAUGGCUUCCAAGUAUAUCUGUUCGAGAGUGUUUUAGUGUUUGUUAUAGCUUGAAGUGUACUGGUUGCAGGUAGGACGACAUCUUAAACGGUAGUCGCUGGAAAUGGCAUUUUACUCCCAUCUUACUCGUUUGUGCGGACGUAAUUCAACCUGUAAAGUGGUUUUAUUAUGCACGUUGUUUUCACAUCAACAGACAUUUGUACCGACCAUGGAGUGUUGCCUUACAUAUUCAUCCACUUACGACUGCGAAUAUUCUUCAAAUAAAAGUGUUUGCGUAUUU